GAGCCACUCACCCCUCCGUCUCGUCACCUUAACUCUUCCCUUUCCGAAAACUCAGAAUUUCUUCUCAGCACCCACAAUUCCGAGAUGUGCACUUUGAAUAUGGGGCUUGCAGUCGCAGCAGCAGCAGCUUUGGAUGGUUACAAACCCGUGUUCCAGAAACAGAAGAGUUUGUGCUUUAGGAAUGAGAAUUGUGGCGAUAUCUUGUUUGGGGGCUUGAAUUUAGGGUUUCGAAGUGCGGAACACAGAAAAAGAUGUGUUUUUUCGCAGUUGAAAUCGGUGGCUGGUGCCGAUAAAACAGCCCAAAGUGCUGAAAUGUACGAUGCAAUCGUGAUAGGGUCUGGUAUUGGCGGGUUAGUCGCUGGGACUCAGUUGGCCGUGAAAGGAGCCAAGGUCUUGGUUCUGGAGAAGUAUGUGAUUCCCGGCGGGAGCUCCGGGUUUUACCAGAGAGAUGGUUUCACUUUCGACGUUGGGUCUUCUGUCAUGUUUGGAUUCAGCGACAAGGGAAAUCUGAAUUUGAUUACUCAAGCAUUGGGAGCUGUUGGACGUAAGCUACAGGUGAUACCUGACCCGACAACCGUGCAUUUUCACCUACCGAACAACCUUUCUGUUCGAGUAUGUAGAGAAUACGACGACUUCAUCGCACAACUCGUGAACGAAUUUCCACAUGAAAAGGAAGGAAUCCUCAAGUUUUAUAGUGAAUGUUGGAAGAUCUUCAAUGCCUUGAAUUCAAUGGAAUUAAAAUCAAUUGAGGAACCCCUCUACCUCUUCGGACAAUUUUUUAAGAAGCCCAUCGAGUGCUUGACACUUGCUUCCAAUUUGCCCCAGAAUGCUGGGGACGUUGCUCGGAAGUUCAUAAAAGAUGAACAGUUGCUCUCCUUCAUAGAUGCUGAGUGCUUCAUUGUCAGCACCACGAGUGCUUUACGAACGCCGAUGAUCAAUGCAAGCAUGGUCAUAUGUGAGAGACAUUUUGGUGGAGUCAAUUAUCCUGCUGGUGGAGUAGGAGAAAUUGCCAAAUCCUUAGCAGAGGGUUUGGCUAGCCAGGGUAGUCAAAUACUAUACAAGGCAAACGUAACCAAUAUUAUUGUUGACAACGGCAAAGCUGUAGGAGUUAAACUAUCGGAUGGGAGGAAUUUUUAUGCUAAAACCAUAAUAUCGAAUGCUACCAGAUGGGAUACCUUUGGGAAGCUUUUGAAGGAAGAGAAACUGCCAAAGGAAGAAGAAAAAUUUCAGAAGACAUAUGUUAAGGCACCUUCUUUUCUUUCUAUCCAUGUGGGGGUUAAGGCAGAUGUUCUACCAGUCAAUACAGAUUGCCACCAUUUUAUCCUCGAGGAUGAAUGGAAAGAUUUAGAAAAGCCUUAUGGAAGUAUAUUUUUGAGUAUUCCAACUGUGCUUGAUCCAUCAUUGGCACCAGAGGGAUGCCAUAUUCUUCAUAUAUUUACAAUUUCAAGCAUAGAUGACUGGGAGGGGCUCUCUCAGGAUGUAUACAAUGCAAAGAAGGAGAACGUGGCUGACAUGAUCAUAAACAGACUUGAAAAGACACUAUUUCCAGGCCUCAAAUCAUCUAUUGUUUUUAAGGAAGUAGGAACACCAAAGACACAUAGACGAUACCUUGCUCGUGAUAGUGGAACCUAUGGACCAAUGCCACGCGGGACUCCAAGGGGGUUAUUGGGAAUGCCAUUUAACACGACUGCUGUAAAUGGACUAUAUUGUGUUGGGGAUAGUUGUUUUCCAGGUCAAGGUGUCCUAGCCGUAACCUUUUCUGGAGUAAUGUGUGCUCAUCGGGUCGCUGCUGAUUUAGGAAUUGAGAGGAAAUCCCCCGUGCUGGACAGUGUUCUUCUUCGGCUGCUGGGUUGGCUACGAACAUUGGCAUGAUAAUAUUGUAUAUUUGUAUGAGUAAAUAUUACACAGUCGGUUAUAUAUUCAGCGACAUAAUUUACUAGAGAAGGGUGGUAGUCUAUUUUCAUUUGUAAGUGGCAACAAGAUCCUCGAGUUAUGUAUGUACCUCCCGGAAAAUUGAAUGUUGAAACACUUAAAGAAAAUAGAGUACAAUGUUAUACCUCUUCACAUUCUUGGGUAAAUGAAAGUCGCCUAAGGGUCACUUGUGUAAGUUAUUUUUUUAAUCUAACUAUGUAUACUAACUAUUACGUACAUUGCCAAUGAAGUUAACAGGCCCUU
Cuscuta campestris is the source of this 2175-nucleotide messenger RNA. The record is from the annotation of a GenBank genome assembly. NCBI's taxonomy places the organism in Eukaryota, Viridiplantae, Streptophyta, Magnoliopsida, Solanales, Convolvulaceae.